Messenger RNA from Anastrepha ludens (Mexican fruit fly), 768 nucleotides. Its product is annotated as heparan sulfate 2-O-sulfotransferase pipe-like. Gene Ontology annotation, molecular function: sulfotransferase activity. Gene Ontology annotation, cellular component: membrane. The transcript is spliced from 3 exons. The record is from RefSeq and is a predicted model, not a curated record. NCBI's taxonomy places the organism in Eukaryota, Metazoa, Arthropoda, Insecta, Diptera, Tephritidae. The coding region runs from base 1 to 768 and encodes 255 amino acids.
AUGCUUUUUGACUUCUGGAAAUGUCAUUCAUGGCUAUACGCAAUUACUCUUGAUUCGCUUAUAUCAAAGAGCUUAAAUAACACCCAGUUUGCCGAAACCGAUUUACUUUUCUUUAAUCGGGUACCGAAAGUUGGCAGCGAACAUCUUAUUGAACUUAUUCGGCGCUUGAGUACUAUAAAUGGGUUUGGGGCUAGUAGAGCACUAUUUUCUGAACCAAUACGACAAAGUCUUUUGGAUGAGGAACAAGAGGAAUUAGCGAAUGAGCUAAUCGGUUACGAGGAGCCGCAUGCCCAUUCAGCGCAUGUAAAUUAUAUUGAUUUUAGAGAAUUCGAUUUACCACAGCCCAUUUAUAUCAACAUGAUACGUGAUCCUGUGGAACGGGUUAUAAGUUGGUUCUAUUAUAGGCGUGCACCAUGGACAGCAGUGCAAAUGUACAAGUUGACUAAGAAAUUUCGCAAUGCGCAAUGGUAUAAGAAGAGCUUCGAAGACUGUGUGCUACAACAUGAUGCAGAAUGUCGUUACGAGACGGGCUCGAAAUUUCAAAAUACGAUUGUAGAUCACAAACGGCAAACAUUAUUUUUUUGUGGUCACGAUCCAAGUUGCGAACCCUUCAAUUCAAAAAGCGCUUUGCAAUUGGCUAUAAAAAAUGUUGAGAAAGAAUAUGCGGUUGUGGGCUCGUGGGAGGAUUUGAAUGUUACCUUAAAAGUACUGGAGCAUUACAUACCAAAAUUUUUCCGUGGCGUAACACAGCUAUAUUUUGGUAAAUAA